This is a messenger RNA of Papaver somniferum (opium poppy), 1168 nucleotides long. RefSeq lists its product as uncharacterized. The transcript is spliced from 2 exons. The record is from RefSeq and is a predicted model, not a curated record. Lineage: Eukaryota; Viridiplantae; Streptophyta; Magnoliopsida; Ranunculales; Papaveraceae. Bases 263 to 772 code for a protein of 169 amino acids.
CCGAUCAUUUCAUUGACACUGAUAUGGAGGAGGAUGAUUUAUCUCUAAAAAAAACCAAAAAGAAGGCAAAAAGGUGGCUAAAAUAGAAAGAGACAGAGCCAAAAGAAAAGUAGAAAGAGCUAAAAAAAGAAAACGAGCAACAAGAAAUAGAUAUGUCCAACCGAGAACGAGAGAAAAAAGAAAGAGCUAUGGCCAACAAAAAAAAGUUACGAAGUUUUGAGAAGAUUAUUAGGAAUUAAGGGCGUCGAAUGACACUGAUGAUAUGCAGGAGGGUGGUCUCAGCAGUUUUGGUCCUUUGUCUGCGUACCACGACAAACAAAUUGUUGGGCUCCCUCAAAAUUAUGAAGAGGAUUGGAGGUACAAUGAGUAUGUUCAAGAUAUUAAUGGGUAUGAUGUUAGGAUUAAUCACUUUUCUGAGGACGAGGUAUUCGAAAAAUCUGGUGAUGAUGAUACUGAUGCUAAGAAGACAUCUGCACCUUCAUCACUACCUAGAUCAGAUAUAACGCGUAUGAUUGGGAUGCAUCUACUUGUGGCCAAGGUUGAACAAUCAUCCCAGCCAUCUCCUAGAACUGGCAUAUUGCUGCCUCUACAUGACACGAAAGGUGUAUACCUGCUCACCUUUGAUGGGUAUUACACCAAGAACAACAACCAGGGAGAGAAUGGAGGUUAUGGGGCCUUGUUGCGGUGUGGGGAUGGUACGCCUGUUGAUGUUGUUGCUGGAGGCUCCAAACUUUGGAUCUCAUCAUACUUUCAUACCUUGGAGGGCCUCUAAAGCGGUUUGGAUCUUGCCAUCUCUCGUGACAUCGAGGAACUGUAUUGUGUCUGCAAUUCACAAAGGGUUUGCGACACACUUCGCGACUGCUUCAUCAACAAUGAUGAUGGUGAGUGUCUCUAUCACCGCGAUGAUUAAUUUGAUUUAGUCUGCCGACCUUGUUUGCAAAGUAAAUUAAUGACAGAAGAACCAUUUGAUCUUGUAUACGAGGUGGUGAGAGAAAUAGUGCAAAAGGGUCAACGUUACUAUCGAAGUUUUGAAGGUUUGGUAGAAUCCCAUGUGAAAGAAUGGAACAAACCAACAGACUUCCUUGCCAAGUUUGAGCGCGGCCUUGGAGUCGAUACGGAUCUUGCACCAGAUGAGUUCCCGAAUGAUUGAAGGAUGUUGUUUACCAGC